UCUGUGUGCGUAGAAGGCGUCUGGGAAUCGCGACGUCUUCGCUUCUUCUUUACAAUCGGUCUACUCUUCCACGUAGCAAUGGCAUUCGGUGGGAGCCGCGGUACAUGGAAGAGGCGGGGACCGCCGGUUGGAGCUGUCGACCGAGCUAAGAAGUCCAAGGUUGCGCUAUAUGAUACCGAUACCUCACAAAGUUGUGUAAGUGGCGACGACUUUGUUUCUCCACCUAAGGCCUUCCCACUCCCAUGAGAAAAGGGUCGCUUGGUUCCGAGAGAGGUUGAAUGGACUGUUGGUUCACGCCGUAUUCGGAUAUUAAGAUAGUUGGCAUGAUAUUUUUCCCCAUUCUUUGUCGUGGUCACUAUUUCCUAUUGUGUUUUGAUAUCCUCCAUUAUCGGUAUGAGAUUACUGAUAACGACUCUGAUCCCACAUCAAAGACAUUAAAAUAUGGAGAUUCACUAGAGGAUAUGAAGGAUAUGCUAUAUAAGUUCUUUAAUAUUAUUCAUCAUGGGAGGUCGGCUCUUUGUGCUUGUUUAGAUACUAAGCGUUUGCAAAUGUCCCGGCGGGAUUCAAAGAAUAAGACAUAUUGUGGAGUUUUUCUUAUGCGUCACAUGGAUUCUUAUGUAGGCUAGCAGGUCUCCCAGUGGGAUUGUGGACUUGUUAACGGGGACACUAGUAUGCUGCACAAACUAAGGUUGCAGUACAUGAAGGAACUAACAGUGUUGGGGUUCAAUGUGUACAAUCGCGGAAUCUAUCUCGGGCCCACUAGUCUAUCUCUGCUCUUCCUCCUACUAUGUAAACAUGGGGUUUCCACUUCUGUAUUUUGGGUGGUCUUACACGCACAGUUGUCUAGACUUGUUAUUUGCUAUUUUUUGGUUUGGAUGUUUUUUGUACUGAAGUUGUCGAAUACUUCUGUUAGGUUAUAUUUAUUUUGACAUUAUGUCUGUGGUAUGACAGAUUGCUUUGA
Messenger RNA from Ipomoea nil (Japanese morning glory), 961 nucleotides. RefSeq lists its product as uncharacterized. The record is from RefSeq and is a predicted model, not a curated record. The coding region runs from base 279 to 626 and encodes 115 amino acids. The transcript has 4 exons. NCBI's taxonomy places the organism in Eukaryota, Viridiplantae, Streptophyta, Magnoliopsida, Solanales, Convolvulaceae.